Messenger RNA from Plasmodium berghei ANKA, 2262 nucleotides. RefSeq names its product acyl-CoA synthetase, putative. The transcript has a single exon. The record is from RefSeq and is a predicted model, not a curated record. Bases 1 to 2262 code for a protein of 753 amino acids. Gene Ontology annotation, molecular function: long-chain fatty acid-CoA ligase activity. NCBI's taxonomy places the organism in Eukaryota, Apicomplexa, Aconoidasida, Haemosporida, Plasmodiidae. Gene Ontology annotation, cellular component: membrane; endoplasmic reticulum.
AUGAAUAUUCAUACCUUAUUUGGGCUGAUUAUUUAUACAUUAAUGGCAUCUAAGUAUAGUUGCCAAGAAAAAAAUGAAGAUAACAUUUUAUAUGCUAAGGUGUAUACAACAUCAUCCGCUGAAAAUGAAUCAGAUGUUUAUAAAGCAUCAGAUAAACCCGAUCCAGGAUAUAAACAUAUUAUUGACUUAAUAAUGGAAAUAGGAGAAAGCAAUUAUAAUAUGACUACAGUAAUUGAAAAUGCACAUGGAAAACAUAAUGAAGCAUAUACAUACGAAACUAUGAUAAAUAAUGUUAAUGUAUUUUCAUAUGUUUUAGAUUCUUAUGAUGGAGGUGUUCCUGAAAAGAUAUAUAACGAAAAAGAAAAUGAUGGUAAAUUUAAACUAUUAGGUAUAUAUGGAAAUAAUUCAAUGAAUUGGCUAAUAGCAGACAUGGCUGCUAUGCUUAGUGGUGUUACGACCAUAGUUAUGCAUUCUAGAUUUAGUAUUGAUGAAGUUAUUGAUAUUUUAAAUGAAUCUCAAUUAGAAUGGUUAUGUUUAGACUUAAAAAAUGCACAAUUAAUAUUAGAAAAAGCAGAGAAUUUACCACAUUUAAAAAAACUUAUAAUACUUGAUCAUAUCCCAAUAGAUGAUCCUAAGAAAUUAAAAGAAUUAGAUAAAAAUAGUAAUAAUGAAAAAAAAUCUUUAAAAGGUUCACAAAAAAUGGAUAACUCUUCUCCAUCUACCUCAGAAAAAGUAACACAUAAAGAACUAAUUGAAAAAGAUAAACAAAAUUUAUAUGAUACAUAUAUGAAUGUUAGUCAAAUUGCAAAAGAAAAGAAAAUAGGAAUUCAUCCAAUGGAACAUAUUCUAAAACAAUAUAGUCAGAAUCGUACAGAUAAAAGUCACCAAAAUAAAUCUCCAAAUUUUAUUAGUACAAUUAUAUAUACUUCUGGAACUUCAGGAAAACCCAAAGGUGUUAUGUUAAGUAAUAAAAAUAUACAUAAUGCAAUUACAGCAACUGAUCAUUUAAAAAUACAUGAUUAUUUUUCAGCAAAAGUUCAUUUUUCUUAUUUACCAUUGUCACAUGUAUUUGAAAGGAUAGUUAUGUACUUUUGUAUAUCCAGAGGAAUUUUAAUAAAUAUAUUUAGUAAUAAUAUCAAAUAUUUUAGUGAUGAUUUGAUAGGAUCAAAAGCAAGUAUAAUAGUUGGGGUUCCUAAAAUUUUUAAUAAACUUUAUGCUGAUAUACAAAAAGAAAUAAAUAAGCUUCCAUUACCAAAAAAAUUCAUUUUAAAAAAAGCUUUAGAAAUACGUAGGUUAAAUAGGCAUGGGAAACUUGAUUAUCUUGUUGAAACUAUUACAGGCAUUUCUAAACAAAUAAGAAAUAAAAUAAAUCCAUCUUUGAAAGCCCUUGUUAAUGGUGGUGGUAAAUUAUCGGAAGAUGUGGAAAGAGAAUUAUCUCUUUUAUUAGAUGUUGAUAUAUAUCAAGGGUUUGGUAUGACAGAAACAGCUGGGCCAAUUUUUAUGCAACGAGCUCAAGACAAAAGUGUUAAUAGUGUUGGUGGUCCAUCUAUACAACAUAUUGAAUAUAAAGUAACAACAUGGGAAGCAUAUGAUGCUGGAUCAAAACCACCAAAAGGUGAAUUAUUAAUUAAAAGUGAUCAAUUAUUUAGAGGAUAUUUCUUAAAAAAUGAUUUAACAAAAGAUUCAUUUACACCUGAUAAUUAUUAUAAAACAGGUGAUGUUGUACAAAUUAAUAAAAACGGAUCAAUCACAUUUUUAGAUAGAUCCAAAGGUUUACUUAAAUUAUCUCAGGGAGAAUAUAUAGAAACAGAAACUUUAAAUAAUUUAUAUACAAAGGUCCCAUAUAUUAAUUAUUGUAUAGCAUAUGCAGACGAUACAAUGGAUGGUCCUAUGGCAAUUUUGUCAAUUAACAAAGAAUUAUUUGGAGAAUAUUUAGAAAAAGAUGAUAUACUUAAGAAAUUAAAUAUAACUAAACAAGAGUUUAUGGAAAACGUAUUUGGUGAUGAUAUUAAUUCAAAAGAGUAUAUUGAUUAUGUUAAAAAAGAUAUGUUAGAAGUUUAUAAUAAAACAAAUUUAAGCAGACAUAAUUUAAUUAACGAUAUAUAUAUUACAACAGGAGUAUGGGAUACCUCCAAUUAUUUAACACCAACUUUUAAAAUAAGGCGAUUUAAAUUGCUUAAAGAUUAUGAUUUUUACUUACAAAAAGUCAAAUCCAAAUAUUUGGAGAAACUAAAGGGCCAAAAUACUGCUGCAAAAAAUUGA